Eublepharis macularius is the source of this 2404-nucleotide messenger RNA. RefSeq names its product F-box protein 22 (gene FBXO22). NCBI's taxonomy places the organism in Eukaryota, Metazoa, Chordata, Lepidosauria, Squamata, Eublepharidae. The record is from RefSeq and is a predicted model, not a curated record. The coding region runs from base 88 to 1302 and encodes 404 amino acids. The transcript has 7 exons. Gene Ontology annotation, molecular function: protein binding. Gene Ontology annotation, biological process: positive regulation of proteasomal ubiquitin-dependent protein catabolic process; regulation of skeletal muscle fiber development; protein polyubiquitination.
CGUCGGGGCGCGCCCGGCCUCCAGGCUUCGCCGCCGAACUUCGGCCUCCGCCGGUUGCUGGGCGACGGGCGCGGCCUGGGCAGAGCCAUGGAGCCCGACGCGAAGGCCUCCUACGUGCUGAGCAACCUGGCCGAGGUGGUGGAGCGGAUCCUGGCCUUCCUGCCCAUCAAGUCGCUCCUGCAGGCGGCCUGUGUGUGCCGGUUAUGGAGAGAGAGUUCCCGUCGAAUAUUGAGGACCCAGCAGAGCGUCGCCUGGGUCUCUGCUGUUGAAUCUGGGCCAGCCAAUACUCAUGCUCUGGUCCGGGUGUUAGAAGAGGAGAUUGAAAAGAUUCAGGUGCUGCCCCAGACAGUGUUUUACAUAGCAGAUGCAGAGACUUUCAGCGGCCAUGAAGAGAGCCACAGUCACGGGCAAAAGAAAGCACGAAGGAGAAAUAGUAAAGAAACAGCCGUCACAUUAGAGAGAUUAUUGCCCGAACGAUGCCAGGUCCUUGGUAUAGUAGCGCCUGGGAUUGUAGUCACCCCCACAGGAUCUCACAGCAGUCGGCCUCUGGAAAUCGAAGAUGGUGAAGCAGGCUUUGCGUUAUUGUUUCCAAAGAUCGAUGGGGUGAAGAUUCAGACCUUUCACUUACAUAAAGAUGCAAAGUCCAGAGCCACUGAUGAAGAUCAAUUUGCUGAAGCAGGCCUGAAGAAUAACCCAGAUCUCAGAGUGGUUCUUCUGUUUGGUUACAACACCUGGAAGUCGGGAGCAACACGUUUUCUGCACCAGAUUGUCAAUCGCUUGAAUGAAAAAAGCAUCGUCUUGGCCGGGGGACACGUGGAUAGCUUUACAUCUCUGACUUCUGAGAAUAACACUGAGGCUGCUCAAUCCUGUGGCGUUGUCGGCUUGGCUUUUAGUGGACCCCAGAUCCAGAGUGCCGCCGUUCUGUUAGAUCAGGAUGUAGUUGACGAGAGGACGGCAGAAGCGGCCAUGCAGCGCCUCAAGGCUGCAGGCAUUCCCGAAUACAACAGCCUUGGCUUCAUGUUUGCCUGUGUCGGCCGGGGAUAUCAACAUUACAAAACCAAAAGGAACCUCGAAGCUGAUGCUUUCCGGAAGUUCUUCCCCAACGUCCCCCUCUUCGGCUUUUUUGGACACGGAGAGAUAGGAUGCGAUCGAAUUGUGACCGGGAAUUUUAUACUCCGGGAAUGUAAUAACAUAAAGGAUGACCUCCGGAAAUGUAAUUACAUAAAGGAUGACCUGCUUCACGGUUACACCACAGUCAUGACUCUCAUCCAUCUCGGUUCAGCCAAAGCAAACCAAACUUAAACCUUUCUUUGUCGGUGUGCCAGCAGAGUCGCAGGGCUGCUUCCCGUUCCAGAAGCAUUUAAAGAAAAAAAAACUCGGGCAGUGUACGCAGUUGCCUCUUGAGACAAAAGUGACUACUGUCCUAUUGGUUUAAGAUUUCUAGCUGGCAUAAAAUGAGUAUAGGAGAGGAUGAGGGCUUUUUUCCCCCUGCUUGUGUACAAUUUUAAAAUUGCAGAUGCGUCAGUUCUGUAGCAAAAAGUUUUUUCGUUCCUGCUGCACUUGGUAUUAUGUUUAAAUUUGUCAGGAACUACAUGUAUGCGGAACUGAAAUCUCAGCAUUACUGUAUGCGAUUUGUGGACUAACUCCUACGCUGACCCAGUUCGGCGUUGAAUGCCUUGUAUGCUUGGUUGUUGCUUCUCUUAAUGAAUCUUUCAGGAUGUAAAUCUACUUGUCUGAACCAGGCCAUCUUAGAAAAUCACUCAUUUUUGAAGUCAGAUGACUAAUAUCAGUAGAUGGGUAGCCAAAUUAAAACACAGCAUACUUUUUUCUUAGAUGAUUACACUGUGUACAUAGGAAAGAGUAAGGACAGUCUCUAGGACUUUUCACAAAACCUUGUGGAUUACGAAGUGCCCUCAGCUUGAUUGGGUGGUAUUGUAAAUCAUAGCAGCUGCCUGAAUGGUCUUUCUUUCCCUUCUCCAUUAUAAAGAUGAGAAUGUGUUAGGUUUAUGUCCCAGAUCCCACAGUCUGAAGCACCUUUACUUGGAAGUAAGUCUUGUUGGCUUCAGUAGGAUUAGAGGGGAUGUUUCUUUCCUACUCGACUGCUCACUUCUUCAGCAGUUGCUGUUUAGGAUCACUUGCAGAAAAUAAAAAACGUCUAAUGCCUGCAAGACUGCUGAGCGCAACAGCGAGAGGGAACUGGAAAUACUUUCUGCCAGUCUAUGCAUAAGCAGCAACAAAAGAAACCUAUGGUUUGUUUCUUCAGGAAGAGGCGUGCUCAUUGGAUGAAACUGAAUCAAAUGGAUUAAAACUUUGUCACGAGAGAUUCUCCCAGUACCAUUGUAUGACCAAACACGGUGUUUUGCUUCUCAGUAAAAAUUGUGAAACUGUAGUAUAAACAAGGCAA